Messenger RNA from Dovyalis caffra, 1326 nucleotides. The record is from the annotation of a GenBank genome assembly. Lineage: Eukaryota; Viridiplantae; Streptophyta; Magnoliopsida; Malpighiales; Salicaceae.
AUGCUGACAAUCAAGAAGGUUCCUACAGUGGUUUCAAAUUAUCAGGAGGAGAGUUCUGAAAACCGUUUUGAAGGGUGUGGCAAGAAUUGCCUUGGGAAGUGCUGCUUACCUGUGGCUCUGCUGCCUAUAUAUGCAUUUAAGAAAGACGGAUCGAAUUUGAAUGGAAAUAGUGUUGUGAAAUCAUCCGAAGAACAGCCUCAAAUAUGUUUCCUGCACAACCUGUUGCUGGGUCAAUGGGAGGACCGAAUGAGCUGUGGCCUUUUUCGCUAUGAUGUAACUGCUUGUGAUACAAAAAUCAUUCCUGGCAGAUAUGGUUUUAUUGCGCAACUGAACGAGGGGCGCCAUCUCAAGAAGAGACCCACUGAGUUCAGGGUUGACAUGGUGCUUCAAGAUUUUGAUGAGACCAAGUUCAACUUCACCAAAGUCGGACAAGAAGAAGUUCUUUUCAGAUUUGAACAGAGCAAUGACCAGAAGAGCCAUUUCUUCCCUAGUGCACCACCUAUAACAGCCGAUUCCAAAACUUCAAGCGUUGUAGCAAUUAAUGUGAGCCCAAUUGAGUAUGGACAUGUUCUCUUGAUACCCCAAGUUCUCAAUUGCUUGCCUCAGAGGAUUGAUCAUGAGAGCUUCCUACUUGCUCUUCAUUUGGCUAAAGAAGCAGCAGAUCCUUUCUUUAGAGUGGGUUACAACAGUUUGGGUGCUUUUGCCACUAUUAAUCACCUACACUUCCAAGCUUAUUACUUAGCAGCACCCUUCCCAGUUGAGAAAGCUCCAAGUAAAAGAAUAAUGACAAUGAAGGGUCUGCGAGAUAAAGGAGUAACUGUUUCGCAGCUCUUGAAUUAUCCCGUGCGAGGUCUUGUCUUUGAGGGUGGAAAUACAAUGCAAGAUCUAUCUGAUUCAGUAGCUAGUUCUUGCAUUUUCCUUCAGAACAACAAUAUCCCUUUCAAUGUGCUCAUUGCUGAUUGUGGAAGAAGAAUUUUUCUGUUUCCCCAGUGUUAUGCUGAGAAACAAGCGCUUGGAGAAGUAAGCCAGGAGCUGCUGGACGCCCAAGUAAAUCCAGCUGUUUGGGAGAUUAGCGGACAUAUAGUGCUGAAAAGAAGGCAGGAUUUUGAGGAUGCCUCAGAAACAUAUGCAUGGAGACUUCUUGCUGAGGUUUCUCUGUCAAAAAAGAGAUUCCAAGAAGUGAAGGCUGAUAUAUUGGAAGCAGCAGGCUUUGAGGAGGCAGAUAUAGAGGAAAAUAACAGAAACCAUGAGGGAGAAUCCAUCUAUGAGCAACCUUCCCCUAAAGCUGUUGCACACUUACCUCAAGAUUGUCUUGUCAUUCAUUGA